GGGUCAACACUUUUAUUAGGUUCCAAGAGAAAACAAGAAAUUAGCUUAAAGACAUUUUGCUAUAACAAUUCCAAUUCUUGGUAACGUAAAAUGUCACGCACCAUGGAGUGGGCGGCGAGGCCGGAGCACUUGGGAGGCAUUCCCAGAAAACUUGUCAUUGCGAUGGUGGGCACCUUUGCCAAAACGGUGUCGUCUUUUCUCAACACCACCUCCGUUCACAACGCCGACACCCUCCUCCGCCUCGUCCGCUCCAGACCCCGCCGUGUCCCACUCAUCACCAUUAGCAAUCACAUGUCCACUUUGGAUGAUCCGGCUAUGUGGGGGUUUAAGGGUUUUCCCAUCUUUGAUACUAAGUUGGCUCGGUGGGUUCUCGCUGCGGAAGAUAUAUGCUUCAGGAAUGCCCUCUAUUCCUAUAUUUUUCGGGUUGGGAAAUGCAUACCUAUUACAAGAGGUGGUGGAAUUUAUCAAGAGCACAUGAAUGAAGCUCUUGAGCGUUUAAAUGAUGGAGAAUGGGUAUCUAUGUAACAUUUACUGCAUACUUUUCCAGAAGGAAAGGUGAAUCAAGAAGAGGCACCUAUAAGGCGGUUGAAAUGGGGAACUGCUAGUCUAAUUGCUCGAGCACGUAUAACCCCAAUCGUAUUGCCAAUUAUCCAUCA
This is a messenger RNA of Vigna umbellata (rice bean), 656 nucleotides long. NCBI's taxonomy places the organism in Eukaryota, Viridiplantae, Streptophyta, Magnoliopsida, Fabales, Fabaceae. The record is from RefSeq and is a predicted model, not a curated record.